UAAUAAAUUAAAAAAAAAAUGUUUAUUUUGUCCAAAGGCUUUGUUGGUUGUUGUGCUAUUUUGUAGAUCUUCGUAUUUUAUUAUUAUGAAAUAGGAAAUUCAUGUGUACAAAGUAGGUAAUAAGUUUUAUAAACAAAAAUAACAUAGGUGUCUUUUAAUCGUUGGUAACUGGCUUUCUGUUGAAAUGUAAAUAUUUCAUCUGUAACUUAUAAAAUCAGAUACGUAAAUUGUAAAAUUAAAUGCUGACCCAGAGAUUUGGUUUUUAAAAUGAAUAAACACAUUAUUAAACAGUGUAUUAAUCUGACAAAACAUCAGAAGAUUAGGCAACUUUACUCUAGCUGUUGUCUACAAGUCCCUCGAAACCCUCAAGGUAAAACUACUCCAGGGUUUGCUAGCAAAUACCAGAUUAUAUCAGAAAAGAAUUCACCUAUUAUUGAACACACAGCUGACGAAAUACAUGCUACUGAUAAGUUAUAUCCAAUAGUAAGUGAUGAAUUUGAUGGAAUUAACCUCAAAAGAGGAACUAAUGGUGUUUUUGAAAUUGAAGACUUAGUUGAAUUACUACAAAGGGAAAAUUCAAGAGAUAUAUUUGUUGCAAGUGUUCCAAGAGAGUUAAACUAUGUACAGUAUAUUUGUGUGGUUAGUGCAAAAAGCAAAAGACAUUUAAUAGCAUUAGCUGAAUUUGUUAGAAAGGUUUAUAAGAAGAAAUGCCACAAAUCAGAUUAUAUACCAAAGAUUGAAGGGAAAACUUCUGAUGAAUGGAUGGCUAUAGAUUUAGGUAACAUAGCAUUACAUAUAUUCUCAGACAAGGCAAGGAAAGUUUACGAUUUAGAAACACUUUGGUCAGUUGGACCUGAAUAUGACCAGAAGAUAAAUAAAGCGAGUGAUAUUGUUGACAUGCUGGAAAACUAUAAUACCUACUUGAAAGAUUUGAAACCAUUAGCUUAGUACAAUUACUUUUUGUACUAUAUACAGAAUUGAUGAAUAAUGUACAUAAAUAAAAAUGUGUUAUUCUAGAAAAAAUAAAAUGAUUUUAUUCA
This is a messenger RNA of Leptidea sinapis, 1040 nucleotides long. RefSeq names its product mitochondrial assembly of ribosomal large subunit protein 1 (gene RsfS312). Gene Ontology annotation, molecular function: ribosomal large subunit binding. Gene Ontology annotation, biological process: negative regulation of ribosome biogenesis; negative regulation of translation. The record is from RefSeq and is a predicted model, not a curated record. The coding region runs from base 268 to 948 and encodes 226 amino acids. Gene Ontology annotation, cellular component: mitochondrion. The transcript is spliced from 3 exons. Lineage: Eukaryota; Metazoa; Arthropoda; Insecta; Lepidoptera; Pieridae.